GAGAGAUGCUCUGGAUGCACCUGGAGCUGGGAAUGGUGGCGGAUCCAUGGGAAUGGUCAUUCCCACACUUGUGGAUCUGGGAAUAGUCGUUCCCAGACCUGUGGAACCAGCAAUGGUCAUUCCCACACCUAUGGAAUAAGGAAUGGUCAUUCCCACACCCAUGGAUCUGGGAAUGGUCAUUCCCACACCUGUGGAACCAGGAAUGACCAUUCCCACACCUAUGGAACCAGCCAUGGUCAUUCCCACACCUGUGGAACCAGCAAUGGUCAUUCCCACACCUAUGGAACCAGCAAUGGUCAUUCCCACACCCGUAGAACCAGCAAUGGUCAUUCCCACACUUGUGGAACCAGGAAUGGUCAUUCCCACACCUGUGGAACCAGCAAUGGUCAUUCCCACACCUGUGGAACCAGCAAUGGUCAUUCCCACACCUGUGGAUCUGUGAAUGGUCGUUCCAAGGUGCACCGAAAAGAUGCCCCAGGCACGUGGAGAUGCUCCAGGGUCAAUCCAUCUCCCAAAUCCCGCAGUUUCCUGUUCCGCACAGCCCAAAAUUGCUGCUUUUAGGAGAAAAAAGACCCUGGCUCACCACCUGCUGCCCCAAAAUCCUGGGAAAACAAAUGGGGCUGUGCAUUUUCCAACCCCAGGAAGUUCAGCUGUUCAGCUGGAGAGAAGUUCUGGGGUGACCUCGCUGUGGCCUUGCAGGACCUGAAGAGGCUUCAGGAAAAAUGGAAGGAGAAUUUUCCCAAGGCAGAAAUGUUCAGAAAAGGGGAAGUGGAGUCAGGGGGACAGGACGGGAUUUGGGUGGGAUUUUGGGUUGGAAUUGCUCCCUGUGAGGGCCCCAGGUGAUUCCAUGGAUUUCCCACCCCUGGAAGUGCCCAAGGCCAGGCUGGAACCACGUGGGACAGGGGAAGGUCCCUGCCCAUGGAGCUGGGAUUUUUUGGGAUUUAAGGUUCCUUUCCAUCCCAAACCAUUCCAGUCUCACGGAGCACUGAGCCAUUUGUCACACACGGCCAUGGUGACACUUUGUCCCAGCGGCCACCCUCAUCUUUCCUUGGGAACGGGGUUGGUUUUUUGUAAACACCUGGAGUUUCCUCCUUUUUCCUUGAAAACAGAAUGCUUUGGGUUUUUUUAAACACCUCAAAUUUCUGUGUGAGAGUGAAUUGCCCCUCCUUGAUGCGUCAUUUUCGUCACAAACCACAUCCAAAGCCCUCCCCUCUACCUCGAGCCUGAAAAGCCACAAAGACACUUCUUCCUUGUUCUUCCUCUUUCUGGUGCUCAUUUUUGCAUGCUGGUGCCCCAAAUCCUCUCUGUUCCUGACACCCAUGGACGUGUUUUGGAUCCCUUUUCUUGCCACACUCAUGGUCCUCCACCAAACCAUGAGCGCCAGCGACACCACGGAGGUGAUCGGGGUCCUGGGCAGGUUUGUGACCUUCCGCAGCCACAACACAGACAAAAGUGCAGCAUUCUGGAAUUUUGGGAAUGAACCCAUAUUGGUUGUGGGAUUUGAGGACCCUCCUCAACCGGUAUUUUCUAAAGACAAAUUCCAAACCCGUUUUGCUGUCUCCGAGAAGGGCCGUGUGCUCACCAUCUCCCAGCUGAGGAUGGAGGACGCCGGGACCUACUCUGUAAUCAUUGAUGGAAAACGAUCCACCUUCACCCUCCAGGUGUUCAGGGAGCUGGCAGAGCCCACGGUGACCUGCGAGGCCCAGAACUGCUCGGACGGGAGCUGCAGCUUCUCCCUGCGCUGCUCCGCGCCCGGCGCCGGCCUCGGGAACGUCUCCUACAGCUGGAGGGUGCGGGAUCAGCCGCGGGACGGGGACUCCGUGGUGCUGCGGGUGAACGAAUCAUCCCUGGAAGAACUGGAGCCGCUGACGUGCAUGGCACGGAACCCCGUCAGCAGCAGGAGCAUCACCGUCACCACCCCCGGGGUGCUCUGCUCAGGUGAGAGCUGGGGACAGGUGGGGAACAGUGGGAUGGGCUGA
Molecule: messenger RNA, 1979 nt
Organism: Passer domesticus (house sparrow)
Lineage: Eukaryota; Metazoa; Chordata; Aves; Passeriformes; Passeridae
Product: T-lymphocyte surface antigen Ly-9-like
Exons: 3
Coding region: 1320-1979 (219 amino acids)
Source: RefSeq, a predicted model, not a curated record